This is a messenger RNA of Meleagris gallopavo (turkey), 1056 nucleotides long. The record is from RefSeq and is a predicted model, not a curated record. NCBI's taxonomy places the organism in Eukaryota, Metazoa, Chordata, Aves, Galliformes, Phasianidae.
AAAAGGAAGUUGUAUGUUAUCCAUGUGUUUCUUUUUGCAGAUGGCGUGAUAGCUGAAAUUGAGAAAAAGAUUACAGAAGCUUUUGAGGUAUUUGAUCGCGACGGAAAUGAAAAUGUGGAUGUCAGAGAGAUUGGUUCAAUUGUCAGAUCACUGGGUUGCUUCCCAACUGAGGCAGAGCUACAUGAACUGCUUGCAAAGGUAGAAGAAGAAGAACCAACUGGAUAUGUUCAUCUAGAAAAAUUUCUUCCAGUGAUGACAAAAAUAUUACUCGACAGAAGCUACAGGCCUAUUCCAGAAGAUGUUCUUCUACAUGCGUUUGAGGCUUUAGAUGAGAAGAAAAGUGGAUACAUUACUAAAGAGGAGCUGGUAAAACAUAUGACUGAAGAAGGUGAACCAUUUACUGAGGAAGAAAUGGAAGAGAUGCUCUCCAGUGCUCUAGAUCCAGAAACAAAUGCAGUUCAUUACAGAGACUACAUUUCAAUGAUGAUAGUAGAUGAAACUGAUGAUCUUCCACAGUAGACUCUGAGGUGCUUUUUGGUAACAGUAAUGUAGCUUAGCAGUUGGUUGAAAUUUCAAGUGUAACAAAACACAGUGUGUGACCUUGUGCUUAUAAUUAAAUUAAAAUCUGUGUAGUUAUAUUUCCUUAGAGUCUGUCUAUAUAUUGAAAUCUAUUUCCACUUGGAAAAAGAGUUCUUGACAGAAAUAGUAUGUAAGAUCUGGAAAAGAAAUCAUGAAAUUUGGUUUGAAAAAUAACAAAAAUAAUGGAGUCCAGAAAUGACUUUACAAUUGCUGCUGCAAAAGUAACAGGAAAGUGAGACCUGGGAGAGCAGAUGACAAGUAGGUGAGUAUUUUAAAAUAACUGGUAUUGUGAGGGCAUGCUACUAUGAUAAAGCUUUUGUAUUUAAAUGUAAUCCCUGUUUGUGUUUAACUAAUGAGGCAUUGAUUGCUACAUUUGAAAUAAUAUCACAGGUGAAUUAAAUUUUGUGCUGUUUGUAGGUCUUACAAAUGCUUGCAUUUUUUUCACCAUGGGCAAUUAAACUGGACCAGUUAGUUUCA